Falco peregrinus (peregrine falcon) is the source of this 1090-nucleotide messenger RNA. It is a transcript of the gene EVA1B, whose product is annotated as eva-1 homolog B. The transcript has 3 exons. Bases 176 to 652 code for a protein of 158 amino acids. NCBI's taxonomy places the organism in Eukaryota, Metazoa, Chordata, Aves, Falconiformes, Falconidae. The record is from RefSeq and is a predicted model, not a curated record.
AGCGCUGACCGCCAGCCGCCUCCGAACUAUUUCCUGUUGCUGCAGCGUUAAUGCUGAACAGACCUUUCCCUCUUCCCUCCCUCCAGCCAAAGUGCGGCGGCUCCUGCCUUCCCACCCCGCAUCCUGAUGCCGAGCACGUGCCACCCCCGGAGACACUGAGCGCAGCGGGCACGGGAUGGAGAGCCGCAGGCGGGACAUGGAGCUGCUGAGCAACAGCAUGGCCGCAUACGCGCACAUCCGAGCCCACCCCGAGAGCUUCGGGCUCUACUUCGUGCUGGGCAUCUGCUUCGGGCUGGUGCUGACCCUGUGCCUGCUGGUGCUGCGUCUCUCCUGCCAGCCCUACCCGCGCCCCCCGCCGCGCCCAAGGGACCUCAGCGAGGACGAGGAGGAUGAUGACGAGGAUGAGGAUGAGGAAGAGGAGGACACCGUCGACCGAGCGGCAUCCGAGUCACUGCUGCCGGUGACCGAGAUCCCGUUGGAGAGUCACGGCCCCGGGGACGGGGCGCUGGCCGUCAAUGUCUUCGCCUCGGCGGAGGAGCUGGAGCGGGCGCAGCGGCUGGAGGAGCGUGAGCGCAUCAUCCGCGAGAUCUGGCGCAACGGGCAGCCCGACAUCCUGGGCACCGGCACCCUGGGCCGUGUCCACUAUUACUGAGCCCCAGCGUGGGGCAGCUGCCCCAGCGCUGUGCCUGGCUGCCCCCCAGCGCCGUGCCGCCCCCGGGAGCUGCCUAGGACCCGCUCUGGGGCCAGGAGACAGGGAGGACGGGGGGGAGGGGGCUGCACACUGCCCCUGGGCUGGAGGAGCCACCCAGACCCUGGUGCCACGGGCACCCCCAGGGCCAGACUUGCCCCCGCCGCAGCGGGACACGAUGCACUUUGAGCCAUUGGUACGAUUGUUGGCACCAGCCCAGCAGCCCCGGGACGCUGCAGGGACGAGGACAAGGACAGGGCAGACCUUGCCAGGCUCAGCUGCGGGUGCUGGCCCCGCUGGCUCAGCACCGGAGCGAUGCCCAUCCCCAUGGGUCGCGGCCGGGCUGUACAUCUGUGUAAGCUGUGGGGUCCUGCCCCAGAAACAUGGUGCUGUUACACCCUA